AUGGACGGCUCGGGACGGAUCAACUACGAGCAGCUCUGCGAGAUCCGGCGGGACCUGGAGGCGGCGUCGGGGUCCGACAUCUUCCACGGGCCCCUGAGCGCGCGGAAGUUCCUCCAGCUGCCGCGCGACCAGCACUCGCGCAUCUCCGCGCGCGACCUCUACAACCGCGUGGACCGCGAGACCUGCGUCGCCAAGACGCAGCUCACCAUGCGGCCCUACGACGGCAGCGGCAAGGGCUACCUGCGGGAGCACGAGCUCGAAAGGUACAUCUACGACUUCAUCCCGGAGAUGCCUCUGGCCUCGUCGAUGGACGACAAGUUCCACGCGUUCUACGUCUUCACGGCCGUGCGGCGCUUCAUGUUCUUCCUGGACCCGAAGCGCCGGAGCCGCAUCCCCAUCGCGACGCUCGCGGCGAGCGACAUCUCCUUCGAGCUCCACGAGAUGGCCGACGUCGCCGCGGGCUCGGACCGCGCGGCGCGGAGCUCGUGGUUCCUCCCGGACAACGCGAAGCGCGUCUACAGCGACUACCUCGAGCUCGACGAGGACCACAACGGCAUGCUGUCCAAGGCCGAGCUCCUGAAUUUUCGCGGGCUGCGGGGCGAGGCGCGGCUCACGAAGGCCUUCGUGGAGCGCGUCUACGCGGAGAUCAUCACGUACCGGACGAACGAGGCCACGGGCGAGGGCGAGAUGGACUUCAAGACCUACCUGGACCUCGUCCUCGCCUUCGAGAAUCUCGCGACGCCCCAGGCCCUGGCCUACUUCUGGCGCCUCCUCGACGUGAAGAAGCAGGGCUCCAUCGACGUCUUCACGAUCAACUACUUCUUCCGCGAGAUCGCCGACAGCAUCCGCGACGAGGGCUACGACGCGCCCAUCACGGCCGACGUCGUCGACGAGAUCUUCGACAUGGUCAAGCCCAAGGACCCGACGAAGAUCACCUACGACGACCUCCGCGACUCCAAGCAGGCCCACACGGUCAUCUCCAUGCUCACGGACGUCGCGGGCUUCCUCGCCUACGACAACCGCGAGCACAUGAUGCAGCCCGAGGACGACGACCUCGAGGAGAGCUAG
Messenger RNA from Aureococcus anophagefferens, 1068 nucleotides. RefSeq lists its product as hypothetical. Gene Ontology annotation, cellular component: spindle; centrosome. Gene Ontology annotation, biological process: microtubule cytoskeleton organization; cortical cytoskeleton organization; regulation of dephosphorylation. The transcript is spliced from 2 exons. The record is from RefSeq and is a predicted model, not a curated record. Lineage: Eukaryota; Pelagophyceae; Pelagomonadales; Pelagomonadaceae. The coding region runs from base 1 to 1068 and encodes 355 amino acids.